Molecule: messenger RNA, 678 nt
Organism: Penicillium lagena
Lineage: Eukaryota; Fungi; Ascomycota; Eurotiomycetes; Eurotiales; Aspergillaceae
Exons: 1
Coding region: 1-678 (225 amino acids)
Molecular function (GO): oxidoreductase activity, acting on paired donors, with incorporation or reduction of molecular oxygen; iron ion binding; heme binding
Source: RefSeq, a predicted model, not a curated record
AUGAAUGCAGGUGAUUAUGCCUUUGGAAGAUCAUUCGGAUUCCUCUCCCAGCAGCGUGAUCACCUCAACCUUAUAGCAACAAUUGAUGCUCGUGGAGAAGUCCUCAAUGCACUGGGCCACGUCCCACAAUUCCUGCGCCCUCUCAUGAAAUACUUCUUCCUCGACCCUUUCUGGCCUAGCGGCCUGCGUGCAACAUCAAACCUGGCAACAAUAGGCACAGACGCUUACUAUCUCCGCAAAGACCAGCAGGACUCGCGACGAGAUCUCCUCAGUUUCCUGUUCAGUGCCAAAGAUCCAGGGAACGGAAAGCCUCUCUCCGAGAAAGAGAUUAUUGCCGAGUCUAUCUCGUUUAUCGUGGGUGGCAGUGAUACCACCAGCUCAACAAUGACGAAUGUCGUUGAUAUUGUCUCCCGCUUGCCGGGGGUCCGGAGACAGCUUCAGGCGGAGUUGGAUGCGGCGUUCCCCGGACAGAUGCCAGCCAGCUGGGUAGCUGAUUUUGCGACCGUUAAUAAGCUUCCCAUCUUAAAUGCCGUUCUGCGUGAGACGAUGAGAUUCAAGCCCACGAGUUCUACGGGCUUGGAGCGAGUGACGCCGGCGGGAGGGAAGAUGAUCGCAGGGAAAUAUAUCCCAGAAGGUGUAAGCAUUGGCCUUGCUCAGGAACUCACUGAUGGAUGCUGA